Messenger RNA from Rodentolepis nana, 1188 nucleotides. NCBI's taxonomy places the organism in Eukaryota, Metazoa, Platyhelminthes, Cestoda, Cyclophyllidea, Hymenolepididae. The record is from the annotation of a GenBank genome assembly.
AUGUGGAUGGAGGAUUGUGUCGAUUGCGUUUCUGCGCAGAAUAGUUUGCAGGCUUGGAUCCGUCAUUUGACGGACUUCCAUGCACUUCCAACCGAAUGGCCCAGUGAUAGGGCGCUCCGGUUAACAGGAGUUGCCGCAACGAAACCUUACACUACCAUCACCGAAUCCAAAAAACGAAGGAGAAAAGACUCAGUUCCUCGGCCGCUCAAUAGCUUUAUGCUGUUUGCUCAGCACAUUCGACGAAACGUUUUGCGAAUUCACAAUGAAGCAUCUAAUUCUGUAUUAAGUCAACAACUCGGUAUUGUUUGGAGGUCUGUUCCGCGAAGUGUCAAGAAUCGUUAUGACGAGGAGGCUGCAAAGUUAGUUAAAAUCCACCAACUCGAGUUCCCUCACUACAAAUACCAACCCAAGAAACGUGGAGUGAUACUAGAUACCGUGGCUAAUGGAAAUAGUUCAUCGGUUACAACUGCAAACAGCACUGAAUCGAGUCCAACUACAGUUCAACAAGUUUCUGUCUCCCGAGGUUAUUCACCCGAACCCUGGCGUAUUCAAGAUUCCGCUUACUCUUCCAGGAAAAACAGUUGUACCUCCUCAACGGAAUUUCCUUCAACCCCAGUGAAACAGCAACAGCCGCAUCAAUCUGCAAUUCAGCCCUUAAGGAAGAUAAUUCUUGAUGAACAUCAGCGGCCACUUGUUCGUCAACGCUACGCGUCGGCUACAAGUCAACGACCGGUGAAUGUCAUAAUUAGACAACCCCGACCAACAUCCUGUCUCCUGAAUCCUGCGACACGAAUCUUGAAACGAGAGCAUGAACCCUUUGGAGAGCAGUAUCAAACACUAUUUUCGAGCAUUAACGCCUCUACAAUUCCCAAACGAAGAUCUACAUUCCUGGAGAAUGAACAUGGUGCGUUCUCCCUCCCUGAGCUAUUCAAUUCUCAAACCCUCCUUGGUAGUGGAAAUCGGGGUGUAGAUGACGAUGAAGAAUUCUCGUAUUUUGAGUCAACGACAGAAUCUGAGUCCAUACUUUCUGAAGAGAACAUGCUUUUUGAUGAUACCUCUUCAAUGAUGGAUUUGGCCGAUUUUCUUCCCGGUGCUGAAGAGUUGAUUCUUGGAGUGGAACCUUUCGCUUCAGGAACCUUAUCUCCGGAUCUUGAGAUGCUUGACAAGAACGAACUCCUGAAACUGUAG